Dryobates pubescens (Downy woodpecker) is the source of this 1626-nucleotide messenger RNA. RefSeq names its product gastrula zinc finger protein XlCGF57.1-like. Gene Ontology annotation, molecular function: DNA-binding transcription repressor activity, RNA polymerase II-specific. The record is from RefSeq and is a predicted model, not a curated record. NCBI's taxonomy places the organism in Eukaryota, Metazoa, Chordata, Aves, Piciformes, Picidae. The transcript is spliced from 5 exons. Gene Ontology annotation, biological process: negative regulation of transcription by RNA polymerase II. Bases 1 to 1626 code for a protein of 541 amino acids.
AUGGCCUCACUGGACAUUAAGGACAUGUACUUUAUGAUCCCUCUACGUGAGGAAGACAAACCACAGUUCGCUUUCACGUGGCAAGGUUCCCAAUUCACCUUCAAUCGUCUUCCCCAGGGGUACAAGCACUCAGGAACCAUUGCACACAAUUCCCUAGCAGCACUGUUAGACACCAUUGAAGUCCCAAAGGAUGUAAGUGUGUACCAGUACAUAGAUGACAUCUUUGUCGGGGGAAAUGACAAAGCAUUCAAAGAUGCUGAAAAGAGAUACUCUGAAUGGGAGAAGGGCCUCCUGUCUUUGACCCGGGCUGUCAAAGAGGCCGAGAAGCUGCGCACUACGCAGGAUAUCCCCUACAAGCCGUCUCCUAUUCAGGUAGCACCUGAAUUGACUGCUGAUGCCAAUACUGAGGGAGUGUGGUUCACCGAUGCAUCUGCCCAAAGGAGUGACAACGGUUCCAGUGGACAGACUAUCCUGGAGAUGAAGACCCAUCUCGGGAGUAACAGGGAUCCAUCACCAAGCUGUGACCCCUUCCUGCCACAGUAUGGCCUCACAGAAGGACCCAGGCAAGAGCUGGGAGGACAGCACCCAGAGAUCAAGUUAGAGAAGCCCAAGUGCAGUCCCAAGGGAGAGGAGGAAGAAAAUGAGGAGAAGAUGGAGGAUGAUGGUGUGAAGAAUGAUGACUAUGAAGAGGAGGAUAAUGAUGAUGAUGAAGGUGACCAGGGUGAGGGGGAGGAAUGUAUGGAGGAGGAUGAAGUCAGAGCAGGUCCCUCAGUGUCACCAAAACAGCUGAAUCAGUGUGCUGAGUGUGGGCAGAGCUUCCCACCUGGCUCACAGCCAGUGAAGCACCACUGCCGGCAGCCUGGCUCCCGGCCCUUCGUCUGUGGUGACUGUGGUAAGAGGUUCAGCUGGAAUUCUGACCUCAUCCGGCACCGCCGCACCCACACUGGUGAGAAACCAAUCACCUGUGCUGACUGCGGCCAGAGCUUCACCCGGCGCUCCAGUCUCACCCGGCACUGCCUCACCCACACUGGAGAGAAACCGGUCACCUGUGCUGACUGCGGCCAGAGCUUCACCCGGCGCUCUAGUCUCACCGAGCACUGCCUCACCCACACUGGAGAGAGGCCCUUCUCUUGUGACAGCUGUGGAAAGCGCUUCAGGCACAUGGCUCAUCUUAGGCAACACCACCUCACCCACACCAGUGAGAAGGCCUUCACCUGCAGAGACUGCGGCAAGAGCUUCAAAACAAGCUCCUAUCUCACAAUCCAUCGCCGCAUCCACACUGGAGAACAUCUGUUCCCCUGUGCUGAGUGCGGGAAGACCUUCACCACGAGCAGCAGACUAAUCAAGCAUCAACUCACCCACAGCGGUGAGAAGCCCUACAGAUGUGCCGACUGCAGCAAGAGCUUCACGAGGAAGGGAGACCUCACAAAGCACCGUUCUGUGCACACUGGUGAGAAGGCUUUCAGCUGUGCUGACUGUGGGAAGAGCUUCAGCUACAGCAGUAAUCUCAUUCGCCACUGCCGCACCCACACUGGUGAGAAGCCCUUCGCUUGUGCUGAUUGCGGUAAAAGCUUCACCCAGAAGGGAUCCCUCAACAAGCACCGCUGCACCCACAGCAGAGAAUAG